Molecule: messenger RNA, 1437 nt
Organism: Nerophis lumbriciformis (worm pipefish)
Lineage: Eukaryota; Metazoa; Chordata; Actinopteri; Syngnathiformes; Syngnathidae
Source: RefSeq, a predicted model, not a curated record
AGCAUGACUUCCAUGUCCAGUCUCUUUUCCUUCACGAGUCCAGCAGUCAAGCGCCUGCUUGGCUGGAAGCAAGGAGAUGAGGAGGAGAAGUGGGCCGAAAAGGCAGUGGAUGCACUUGUGAAAAAGCUGAAAAAGAAGAAAGGGGCAAUGGAGGACUUGGAAAAAGCCCUGAGUUGCCCUGGACAACCCAGCAAAUGUGUUACCAUUCCAAGAUCACUGGAUGGCAGGCUACAGGUUUCCCACCGUAAAGGUCUGCCACAUGUAAUAUACUGUCGGGUGUGGCGUUGGCCAGACCUCCAGUCUCAUCAUGAGCUCAAGCCCCUGGAGGUGUGCGAGUAUCCGUUUGGCUCCAAACAGAAAGAGGUGUGCAUUAACCCAUAUCACUACAAGAGAGUGGAGAGUCCGGUUCUCCCUCCUGUCUUGGUACCACGCCACAGCGAGUUCAACCCACAGCACAGCUUGCUUGUACAGUUCCGCAACCUAACCCACAAUGAGCCGCACAUGCCCCUGAAUGCCACCUUUCCUGAGUCCUUCCAGCAGCCACACAGUGGGGGCAGCAGCAGCGGUGGUGGAGGUGGAGGCUCCUUUCCCAUCUCUCCCAUUUCUCCAUAUCCCCCUUCUCCAGCCAGCAGUGGUACUUAUCCCAACUCUCCUGCCAGCUCAGGGCCCUCUAGUCCAUUCCAGCUACCAGCUGACACCCCACCUCCAGCAUACAUGCCUCCUGAUGAGCAACUGGGCCAGGAGAGUCAAUCCAUGGAGACGAGCAGCAGCAGCCUAGUUCCACAGAAUAUGGCUAGAGGAGGUAAGCAGAACGAUGUGCAGCCAGUGGAGUAUGAAGAGCCCAGCCACUGGUGCUCUAUCGUCUACUAUGAACUCAAUAACCGUGUGGGUGAGGCUUACCACGCUUCAUCAACCAGCGUGCUAGUGGACGGCUUCACUGAUCCAUCAAAUAACAAGAACCGUUUCUGCCUGGGGCUCUUGUCCAAUGUCAAUCGCAACUCCACAAUUGAGAACACCCGUCGGCACAUUGGCAAAGGUGUUCACCUGUACUAUGUAGGAGGGGAGGUGUAUGCUGAGUGCCUCAGCGACACCAGCAUUUUCGUCCAGAGCCGUAACUGUAACUAUCACCAUGGAUUCCAUCCCACCACUGUCUGCAAGAUCCCAAGUGGCUGCAGCCUGAAGAUUUUCAACAACCAGGAGUUUGCCCAGCUUCUGGCCCAGUCUGUCAAUCAUGGCUUUGAGGCCGUUUAUGAGCUUACCAAAAUGUGUACCAUCCGGAUGAGUUUUGUUAAGGGCUGGGGAGCCGAGUACCACCGACAGGAUGUCACCAGCACACCCUGCUGGAUUGAGGUGCACCUGCAUGGGCCACUCCAGUGGCUGGACAAGGUCCUGACUCAGAUGGGCUCUCCCCUAAACCCAAUAUCCUCUGUGUCCUAA